This is a messenger RNA of Jaminaea rosea, 1047 nucleotides long. RefSeq lists its product as hypothetical. The transcript is spliced from 2 exons. Lineage: Eukaryota; Fungi; Basidiomycota; Exobasidiomycetes; Microstromatales. The coding region runs from base 104 to 934 and encodes 276 amino acids. The record is from RefSeq and is a predicted model, not a curated record.
CCGCUUCCUACGGAACCACCCUUGAGCUCAGGGUUCUGCCCUUUGAUCUCGUGGGAGACCGUAGUCAUAUUACUCCUGCGAGCGCACGCGCGUUAGUCAACGCAUGGAUCUGGAGCAAGUUCGCCGCCUCUCACCAUCCCGCGACCCAUCCGAACCAGACGAUCACGUCGCUGACGCCGUUCUGAAACCCAUUGCACGACAAAUGGAGCACUCCGCGAGCUUUACCGUUGAAAGCUGGAGCGAGAAGACCUUCGUCAGCGCGCAGUCGUUGGCGGAGCCCCCACGCCACUUGCUCACCAAAGGUGCGCCAUCGGCCUUGUGGAUCGUCUUCAAUCCACGAAACCUUUCCACCCCCAGGAGACCAAUCGCCGAAGUUUCUGUCACGAGUGGCGAAGACACUGAGACAGUAGACGUUGCUCUGCACGCAACGGGUAGGGCGCUGAAAGGGAAUGAUGCCCUUGUGGCUGGGAAUUCCGCGGUCGCGAGCCUCGAUAGACGUGACCGUGGGUACAGCCAGCACGCUGCCGAUGAUGCCAAAGAGGCAGGCGCAGGCGAACGACAAGAGCGUGUGGAGGAGCAUCGUGGGUGGGUAAGGCAGGUGACGUUGUUGAUGCCAAAGGAAGGAGAGAAGCCGAUUCGGUUGUCGAGCCAGCGGUCAGCAAAUCACUCGCCACCAGUCUGUCGUCGCAGCUGCGGGGGGGUGGCUUUGCUCGGUUUGCAACGGGCCGAAUGUCGGGCCGCAAUUGGCCGCGACUGUCAUGCUGCGAUCAAGCUCGCGCCAAAGCUUCACGAUUUCUCGGGCCGAAAGACAAAGAUACGAUGCUCGGACAACUCAGUCGUCGGCACAGCGAACGACAAAAUCAGCCCAGGGCUGACCAGAGCCCACAGCCCAUCCGUGCGGUCCAGCAUUCUGCGUAGCGCAAGGCGUUGGUGAGCUCUCCCGUUCUCACUGUUGGGAUCGACAGGCCAAUACGCCGCACGCACCACUCUCUUACCGUCGGACGUGCUGCCAUCUAGGUUGGUGCUUGUCGUACUCAUGUUACUCCU